CAGGAGUCGAACCAUGAAUUCCCUGUUGUUUUCAGCUUUUAUUUGCGUUGCCGUAGCGGAUACUCAUAAUGGCUUCGGAGCGCCUCGUCCUCCCAGCAACGGCUAUGCGCCCCCAAGUAACACAUAUGGCACGCCCAAUGGCGCCUACGGAGUAGACCCUGAGAUUGCCGCCUUGGCCGAGAACAUUCCUGGGGGUGGCGUCCCCGGUGAGGACUACCCCAUCUUGGCUUCCGUGCCCGACACCGGCUUCUCUUGCGAUGCCCAGUCAGUGCAAGGUUAUUACGCUGACACUCAAGCCGGCUGCCAGGUGUUCCAUAUCUGCCAGGACCGCGCCCUCAGGCGCCAACAGGACUCGUUCCUGUGCCCCAACGGUACCAUCUUCAACCAGCAGUACCUGGUAUGUGACUGGUGGUUCAACGUGGACUGUUCUCAAGCUGAGAGCUUCUACUCCGUCAACGAACUCAUCGGAGUCGUUCCUAACGCCGGUUAUGAGUAUGCUGCUGCCACCAAUGGUCUUGCCAUUGGCAAUGGUAACGGAUAUGGAAAUAGAAGGAAAUGAAAAGGAAGUAAGAAUGGCAAACGGCUCCUCCAGCUUUCAUGGAACUCCUUUCUAAAAUAGUAUUGUAAAUAUGUAUAGAUAUUUAUACAUUGAUUUUAAAUCAAUUAUUGUCUGGCUCUCAAUUUUCGCAUCUUUGCUGGAUUACCUGAAGGUACUUGCUCUGUCUGAAUUGUAUACCUUACAGUAUUUAUUUCCUGCAUCCGAAUAAAC
Penaeus indicus is the source of this 769-nucleotide messenger RNA. RefSeq lists its product as uncharacterized. Bases 14 to 559 code for a protein of 181 amino acids. NCBI's taxonomy places the organism in Eukaryota, Metazoa, Arthropoda, Malacostraca, Decapoda, Penaeidae. Gene Ontology annotation, cellular component: extracellular region. Gene Ontology annotation, molecular function: chitin binding. The record is from RefSeq and is a predicted model, not a curated record. The transcript is spliced from 2 exons.